Molecule: messenger RNA, 639 nt
Organism: Penicillium canescens
Lineage: Eukaryota; Fungi; Ascomycota; Eurotiomycetes; Eurotiales; Aspergillaceae
Exons: 2
Coding region: 1-639 (212 amino acids)
Source: RefSeq, a predicted model, not a curated record
AUGACCACAGCACAGGGCCCUGACCAGAGUGAAAUAGGCUCCGACAUCAAAGAGCUUUUUAGAGGAAUCUAUUCGACACAUGUUUAUGGGCAAAUUGAUUAUGGACUCCGUGAACCGCCCCCGCCCGCACUCUCCGAGGAGACUCCGACCUUACAGCAUAUCCAGGAGGUUUUGGAGCAGCAGCAGCAAACGGCAGAAGUCCAAUCUGUGGACUCGAAUUUACUUCGCCUUACAUUGGGACAUGAAAAAAAUAUUGUCACAGUCACGAACAACUCUUCGGAUGGGAAACGCGACCUUCAAUACCUGAUCUACGUCCAGUUCCUCGCGAAUAUCGAGCAGGAAAAGACCGCCCUUCGGGAGACCACUGCUCACGAGAAUCUCUUCGACCCGAAUCGAGAAAAAUUGGACCAUUUCUACCUACAAACAAAAAGCAAGCCAGAAUCCGAUAUCACCUCGGAAUGCAUCUUCGGCGAAUCGAUUUGUAGAGGUUCAAUCGGAGAAUUCGUGAAGUCCUGCGCUCAACCUAACGGAAACCCCCUCACUAUUUUCACGCAAAGCCAAGACACCAAUCCAGAGCAAAAUGAACUUUCUGGAUAUAGAUACAGAAAGGUUGUCGUUUCAGGUAUGCCCUUCGUCUAG